CUAGUCUUUAACUCUCGAACCUUGUCAAGUGCUCGCCGCUGCCGCUCUCUCAAGCUCAGGAGAAGGAGGAGGAGAAUGUCUCACAGGAAGUUUGAGCACCCCAGGCAUGGAUCCCUUGGAUUUCUUCCAAGGAAGCGAGCUGCUCGUCACAGAGGAAAAGUGAAGGCUUUCCCCAAGGAUGACCCAUCCAAGCCCUGCAAGCUCACUGCUUUCCUUGGUUACAAGGCUGGGAUGACUCACAUUGUCAGGGAUGUCGAGAAACCUGGAUCAAAGCUGCACAAGAAGGAGACAUGUGAGGCUGUCACUAUCAUUGAGGCUCCUCCAAUGGUCGUUGUUGGUGUUGUGGGUUAUGUGAAGACACCCCGCGGCCUUCGUUCUUUGAACACAGUGUGGGCUCAGCAUCUCAGUGAGGAGGUUAAGAGGAGGUUUUACAAGAACUGGUGCAAGUCCAAGAAGAAGGCUUUCGCAAAGUACUCCAAGACCUAUGAAACUGACGAAGGAAAGAAGAAUAUUGAAGGGCAGUUUGAGAAACUGAUUAAAUAUGCUACUGUUAUUCGAGUUUUGGCUCACACUCAGAUCAGGAAGAUGAAGGGUUUGAAGCAGAAGAAAGCACAUCUCAUGGAGAUCCAGGUGAAUGGUGGCACAAUUGCUCAAAAGGUUGAAUUUGCAAAAAGCUUCUUUGAGAAGCAAAUCCCUAUUGAUGCCGUCUUCCAGAAAGAUGAAAUGAUUGACAUCAUUGGUGUGACAAAGGGUAAGGGUUAUGAAGGUGUUGUUACUCGUUGGGGUGUCACCCGGCUUCCCCGUAAGACCCAUAGGGGUCUGCGUAAGGUUGCUUGUAUUGGUGCAUGGCAUCCUGCCAGAGUUUCAUUUACAGUUGCCAGGGCUGGUCAAAAUGGAUACCAUCACCGUACUGAAAUGAACAAGAAAAUUUACAAGCUUGGAAAGGCUGGACAAGAGUCACACACUGCUGUCACUGAGUUUGACAGGACUGAGAAGGACAUCACUCCAAUUGGUGGCUUCCCUCAUUAUGGUGUGGUGAAAGAUGACUACAUUCUGAUCAAGGGAUGCUGUGUUGGACCCAAGAAGAGGGUUGUUACCCUUCGCCAGUCCCUGCUCAAGCAGACCUCCCGUCUUGCUCUUGAGGAUAUCAAGCUCAAGUUCAUUGAUACCUCCUCAAAGUUCGGGCAUGGUCGCUUCCAGACUACACAGGAGAAACAGAAGUACUAUGGACGACUCAAGGCAUAAGGAUUAUAACUGUUUGAAAGCCUUUGGCUAUCAAGGGUUUUGGCAGCACUUAGUUUUCUAUGAGUGAUUAUGUUGCAACAGUUUUGUUAUUAUCUUUGUUUUCAAGAGGAUUUUAAACUAUGGGUAUCAAGUUUUAUAUUGUAGCUGACAUUUUUAAAUUUAAAUGACUACAAUUCAACUUUCAAAUUUA
Molecule: messenger RNA, 1435 nt
Organism: Rosa chinensis
Lineage: Eukaryota; Viridiplantae; Streptophyta; Magnoliopsida; Rosales; Rosaceae
Product: 60S ribosomal protein L3
Exons: 6
Coding region: 76-1245 (389 amino acids)
Biological process (GO): ribosomal large subunit assembly; translation
Cellular component (GO): ribosome; cytosolic large ribosomal subunit
Molecular function (GO): RNA binding; structural constituent of ribosome
Source: RefSeq, a predicted model, not a curated record